GCAACCAAACCUUCCAAAUCACCAGCUGAAGAAGACUGGUCAAUUAAGAGAGCAAAACUGGUGGAGAAAAGAGUGAGGAGCGUAGAUCCAAAGGAAGCAUUGAGACUUCAAAACGAAAACAGCUUUGUGAUUCUUGAUGUGCGGCCAGAAGCAGAGUUCAAUGAGGCUCACCCACCAGGAGCUAUCAAUGUGGAAAUAUAUAGGCUGAUAAAGGAAUGGACAGCUUGGGACAUUGCAAGAAGAGCAGCAUUUGCCUUUUUCGGCAUAUUCCAAGGAACGGAAGAAAAUCCCAACUUUCUUCAGACUGUGGAAUCAAAAUUAGAUAAAGAUGCAAAAAUCAUAGUGGCUUGCUCAUCUGGAGGUACAAUGAAGCCAUCUCAAAAUCUCCCAGAAGGCCAGCAGUCAAGGUCACUAAUUGCGGCCUACUUGCUGGUUCUGGAAGGUUAUACCAAAGUUUACCAUUUGGAUGGAGGACUCUAUGCCUGGUUUAAGGAAGGAUUGCCAGCAGUCUCUAAAGAAUGAAGCCAGAAACUUUUCUAGUCUUCGCAGACACGCUUUCUUUUUAAGAUCAUGCUAGAGUGUAAUGUUUUAUUUUGUAUAGAGCUGCUUUUGGAAAACAUAACAUAUUACCGAGCAAUAAUAUCUUACCCACCUAGGUACGUGAAUUCUUGCACCAUCUGGCCUGAAAAGCGUCUGCAUAUGAAUGCAGAAGGGGAAAUGUCAUGA
Messenger RNA from Cuscuta europaea, 726 nucleotides. NCBI's taxonomy places the organism in Eukaryota, Viridiplantae, Streptophyta, Magnoliopsida, Solanales, Convolvulaceae. The record is from the annotation of a GenBank genome assembly.